AUGGCUGAAGAGAACAAGAGUAUUAAUGAAGUCUUGGCACCGGUCGAAAAGAUAGUUGAGGCUUUAAAGGAACUUCAAAAUGACAUCGACUUUCUUCCUCCGUACCGUGAAGAAGUAGUGAAAGGUUGUGCUGAAGAGAUCAGGAGGUUGUAUGCUUUGAAUGAUGAGGCAAUGUAAGUUAUAUUAAGUUAUUUUUAUUGAAUUUUAGAAAAAAUGCGAGUGACACAAACUCUCCAGAGUUUCAAAUAAUUCGAGUACGACAGACGAUGAUGGAUCGUCUCAAAAGAUGUUGUUUGGCGUAUCUGAAUGAGAGGAUACGGCGAAUUAAAGAGUUUAAAUGGACACAUGCUGGAGCAUUAUCAACAGUUUUACAGGUUUGUUUAUUACUUUAGGUAUAAAUGGACUUUACUUUCUAUUUUUUAUAUUGGAUUUGAUUUGUACAUGUUUUUAAUACAUUUAAGGGAAGUUUUUAAAACUAAUCUUUUGUUUUAGGCGAAUAUGUCAGACAAAGAAAGGGUUUGGCUUAAAGAAUACACAGGAAGUUUGUUUUCGUAUCAACAAAACAUUGGAAGGACUGAAGAUGACGAUACAGAUGGCGUGAACUUGACCGAGGCUGUAAAUCCUCCUCGUAGCAAUCUGGUUCCUGUUUGUGUGCUUAAAGAUUAUGGCGAUAUCGAGACAAUCGAUGGGGCUAUAGUCAUAAUGAAGGAAAAAACUGUUGUAAGUUUAAUCUUAAACUUGGAUAUCUUUAUUUAUAUUAUUAUUAAAUACCAUUUAUUAUUAUUUGAAUUUAUAAAAUUAUCAUAGCUGGCAGUAGCAGUUAUACUGUAAGUUUCGAAAAUUUUAGCAUUGCAUACCUCGAAUCGACAUAGAGCCGUUGAUCCGAAAAGACAUAAUCAAACUCGUCUGA
Messenger RNA from Bursaphelenchus okinawaensis, 910 nucleotides. The record is from the annotation of a GenBank genome assembly. Lineage: Eukaryota; Metazoa; Nematoda; Chromadorea; Rhabditida; Aphelenchoididae.